This is a messenger RNA of Henningerozyma blattae CBS 6284, 2577 nucleotides long. Its product is annotated as arrestin family protein. Bases 1 to 2577 code for a protein of 858 amino acids. The transcript has a single exon. Gene Ontology annotation, biological process: ubiquitin-dependent endocytosis. Gene Ontology annotation, cellular component: cytoplasm; plasma membrane; cytosol. The record is from RefSeq and is a predicted model, not a curated record. Gene Ontology annotation, molecular function: protein-macromolecule adaptor activity; ubiquitin protein ligase binding. Lineage: Eukaryota; Fungi; Ascomycota; Saccharomycetes; Saccharomycetales; Saccharomycetaceae.
AUGUUCAUUGGCACAAAAUCAUCAAAAAGUAAAGGCCCAUGUUUAUUUGAUAUUCGAAUAAAAAGUGCUGAUCAUAAUGUUAUUCUUUUAAAAGGUCCUCCUCAUAGAGCUUCAUCAGCUCUCUUGACAGGAACUGUGGUUUUGUCUGUUUUAGAACCUAUUCAAAUUAAAAGUAUGAAUCUAAGGUUGCAUGGGAAAGUUCUAUUGAAUAUCUUAGUCUCUAAAAAUAAAGACCAGCCGAGAUACAAUAAGUAUGAAAAACGUGUAUUCGAUCAUAGUUGGGAUAAUUUCAAUUUUGAAACUUAUUUGGAUAAUCUUUAUGAUAAUUUCAAGAAUAAUAAUGCCACUCUUGAUACUUAUAACUCAAACAAUAAUUGUGGGAAUAACAAUAACUCUCUUUCCCUAGAUGGAAUUUUACCAAAUGAUGAUGCUCAAAGAAGAAAGCGUGCUUUGUCGACAGCAUCUUCAAAUUCGAUAGGUUCAUUCUUGGGCACAUCUCAAUCAAAUUAUCGUACAUUAGUAAGAGGAAAUUAUGAAUUCCCAUUUAGUGUCAUCUUACCAGGUACUUUGCCAGAAACUGUAGAGGGUUUACCGAAUGCAUCCGUUGCUUACACAAUGCAAGCUACGAUUGAAAGAUCAAAAGGUUAUUCAGAUUUAACUUGUAAAAAACAAUUCCGAGUCGUUAGAACAAUGGCACCAGAUAGUGUUGAAUUAUCUGAAACUGUUUGUGUAGAGAAUUCAUGGCCUGAUAAAGUAGAAUAUUCUAUCUCCAUCCCGGCAAGAUCCAUCGCUAUUGGUUCUUCAACGCCCAUUACAAUUAAAUUAGUUCCUAUUUUAAAAAGAUUAAGAUUAGGUCCCAUUAAAGUUACACUAAUUGAACAUGUUCAAUAUAGAGGAUCUUUUGGUUCUGUUAAUAAUGAAGAAAGGACAGUUUUAAAAAUGAAAAUUAGAGAUCCUUUAGGUCAUAUGAAAGAAAUUUUAGAUGAAGAAAAUGGUGUUAAAGAAAAAUUGAAAAAUGAAGAUAUUGACCCAUUUCAAGAAAGUUGGGAAAUUGAAGCUUUGUUGAAAUUACCAAAUGAUUUAUCAAUAUGUACACAGGAUUGUACAAUCUUGAAAAAUAUUAAAGUUCGUCACAAAUUAAAGUUUGUAAUUUCUUUGGUAAAUCCAGAUGGUCAUCUUUCAGAAUUAAGAGCCAAUUUACCUGUUCAAUUAUAUAUUUCUCCCUUUGUAGCGUUGACUGUUAAGAAUGAUAAUGAAACAAGAAAUUAUAGUAAUCCAAGAUCUGAUUCUCUAAAUUCAAGAGAUGUUAAUAGAAACACAAGUAGUUCGAGUCUUGGAUAUUUCCCAGCAUCAAAUUCUUUUACAAAUUUACAGAAUAAUAAUAUAUCAAGUAUGACUCCGACAUUUUUAGAUCCAAAUAUUGAUAGACCAGACAGGAGUGAACUUCUUUUUGCAAGAUCUGCUUCAAACGUAGAAUUGGCUGUUCUAUCGAAUUCUACAAGUAUGCCCAAAAUGGCAGAUUUAUUAGCUCCACCAAAUUAUGAAAGUCAUACACAUGAUAGAUUAUGUGGUAGUAAAUCAAACUUAGCAGAUGGUGAUAUUUCCGGCAUAUCAUCACCAAAUAGGACAAGCUUCAUUCAAGAUACCACUCUAGAUACAUUGAACAGUGCUGUUCCGAUUGAUUUUAAUAGAUUGAGCAUGCUAAGUAAUACAGACGUUCAAGAUGCAUCCAUACCAAGUACUCCAGGUAUAAUAAUUGAACAAUUUAAAAAUCAAUCAUCGCAUGAUUUGCCAAACGGAAUAUCUGAAUUAAAUUUAAGUGGGCAUAUUUAUAAUAGCAAUGGUAUUAAGACAAGAAGCUCUAGAGCCAAUUCUGCAGCAUCUCAACCUCCUCUUUCUUUUUCUCCCAAGAGAAGACGUGAUGAAUGGGAAAUAAAUACAUUAAGUAGGGUACCUUCAUAUGACAUUGCACUUACUAACGAUGAAGUUGCAAAUGAUUUACCACCUGCGUAUCCCUCUGAUGAAAGCCUUCCGGGAAUGAAUUCAACUCAGUUGGAAAGGCCUCAGUUGAUACAUCAUAGAUCUGGAUCUUUUAUCUCCACUAGUUCAAGCCGACCAAAUUUAACAGCUCUCAAUAAGAGUAAUAAUAGCUCGUCUGUCUCUCUAGUAGAUUUAUCGAGAACAUCAACUACCAACAAUAACAAUAGUUCCAUUAAUCAUUCUAAUGAUAAUUCAAAUAAUGGAUUUAUGAAUAGCACUAAUAAUUCGAAUAAUUCGAACAGCAAUAAUACUACUAAUAAUAAUGGAUUUUUUCCUGUUGUUUCAAUGGGUACAACUGUUUCACUAUCUUCUGCUCCAGUUCCUGUACCAUUAACUAGUUUAGCUCCCCCAAAUCCGGGCUUUAAAGGUAAUAGCCAUUAUGGCAUGAGUUCUAACUCACAGCAACCUUCGGAUUUUGCAGAGCAACCCAAUAAUCAGAUGCAUCAGUACCAGCGAUCUUCUAUUAGUGCUGUUGUUAAUCGACAACGCUCCACCUCCAUUGGUAGUACUUUUAAAGGUAUUUUUACCAAAAAAUAA